Molecule: messenger RNA, 781 nt
Organism: Diversispora eburnea
Lineage: Eukaryota; Fungi; Glomeromycota; Glomeromycetes; Diversisporales; Diversisporaceae
Source: the annotation of a GenBank genome assembly
AUGAAUUCUGAAUUUACUUCUUAUACAGAUUCUGAAUUUGUUUCUCAUAUAAAUUUUGAAGAUAUUUCUGAUGAAGAUAAUGAAAAGAAUAAUUUCAUUGUUAAUCAAGUUGCCCUUGAAAAAACUAUUGAUUGGAAUGAAAUUGAGUCUGAAGAUUCUCACUUUAAUAGUAAACCUUUGGAUAAUGAAAUAGAUAUAGAAAUUGAACAAUAUGGUGGACACUUAUUCAAAAGACCAGGCAUGGACAGAAAACCUGAGUUAUAUACUGAAGGCAAAAAUUCUGUUCCUGAUAUCACCAUCAUUAUCUAUUUUAACAAUAAAUCAAAAGAAAAAAAUUUGUCAAAACUAGAUGCAGAAAAACUUCCAAAAAAGACUUUGUCAAUAAGAGAAAAAUUAGGAAAAGAAGUAUUACAUUCACGUUCUAUUAUUAAGAAAAAUAUUAAACAAUUAGAAAAUCCAAAACAUUUUGGUAGAAUGUUAGAAACUUGUAUCAAUGAAUUUGAUAUGGAAGAUAUGCACUCAGAAAUCACACAACAAAUACCUAUGGGAUCUAAUAUUUCUCUUUCAAAUGUUGUGAUAUUGGAACCUGGUAAGCAACUUAAUUGUGAUGUUAAUGUUCAUGCAGCUUGUGAAAUGUAUCAUGAUGAUUUAUCGCUUGGUAAUGAUGACUGUCUAUAUAUUACAUGUGAUCAAGCAAUUUUUGGAAGAUUAGUCUCCUAUAAAGAAGCUCACAGCGACGUACAACUUAUUUUAGGACAGUGGCACAUAUCUAAAGAUAUGU